Cydia splendana is the source of this 2678-nucleotide messenger RNA. It is a transcript of the gene por, whose product is annotated as protein-serine O-palmitoleoyltransferase porcupine. Bases 283 to 1611 code for a protein of 442 amino acids. The record is from RefSeq and is a predicted model, not a curated record. NCBI's taxonomy places the organism in Eukaryota, Metazoa, Arthropoda, Insecta, Lepidoptera, Tortricidae. The transcript has a single exon. Gene Ontology annotation, cellular component: endoplasmic reticulum; membrane. Gene Ontology annotation, biological process: lipid modification; protein palmitoylation; Wnt protein secretion. Gene Ontology annotation, molecular function: palmitoleoyltransferase activity; Wnt-protein binding.
UGUUUGACAGCCCAUGAAAUGAACCCAUUGUCUUUAAUGUCCAUCUUUUACACAUAAAAGUAUAUUUUUUCCUUAAAACCGUACUUAUCUUCAGUAAGAAAAUUUUACUAGUGUUACAUUCAAGCCCGUUUCAUUUAUUAGUAAGGUAUACAUUCAUAAUUGUGUUAUAAAUUACGCGUACCCAUCAUUGUUAACGCGCGAUUUGCCGGUAUGCUGUAAAUACAAUAUUUAAUCAGAAGUACAUUAGAUACUCGCACACAACAUCAAAUUGAUGAAGAAAUAAUGUAUGAAGAGGAUGAUUACAUUGAAGAAAACACUUGGGCAUAUAUCGCAUUGUGUGGCGAACCAACCCUCUACGAAGGGCUUAGAUUUGCAAAAGACUUGAUAAUAGCGAACAUAAUUUUGCGCUGUAUAAUACAGUACGUGCCUAUACCACACAACGUGCGGCACAGCGUGUCCCUUGUCAUCGGAACCUUCCUGCUGUACUGCAAUGUCGGCGCCGCCUUCGUGUGGACGGUGGGCCUGGCUGCCAGCUCCUACAUCAUCAUACUGGCUCUAUCCUACUUGACAAAGAAGCAUAGAGGGGUAAUAAUCUCUGUCAUUACCAUUGGUUACCUGGUACUGUGUGAGGUGUAUGUGAUCAAUCCCAAGAUGUGGCAGCAGAUUCGAGGUAUUCAAAUGAUAGCAGCAAUGAAAAUAAUAUCAGUAGCUAUAGAUUUGGAUAGAAAUCUUUUUAAAAGUAUGAUUAAUCCUGUUGAAUUUGGCGGUUACAUGAUGUGCCCUGCCAAUUGUAUUCUUGGACCAUGGAUCUCCUUCCAUACCUACAGCACUUACCUUGAUGUAAAAUUUUUAUCGAGAAGGUGGAUAAAAUUAAUUGUAAUAAAUUUUGCACUAUCAAUGCUUUUUUUAGUUUUGUCAAACUGCAUUGUUCCCUGGUACGUCCCAGAUAAUAUUACUAAAUGGUUGGUUGCUUAUCGAGAUGCCCAAGCUUUCAGGAUGUCACAUUAUUUUGUUUCAAGUAUGUCGGUGGUAACAAUGCUGAGUGCUGGUUUUGGCCUCACAAAUGACUGUCACUCAGAACUAACUAUCACAAGACCAUUCUUUAUUGAGCUUCCAAGAUCUCUUGUGCAAGUAGUAGUGUACUGGAAUAUGCCUAUGCAUCAAUGGUUAAAGAAUUACGUGUUUAGGACAUGUCAACCAUUUGGGCACUUUGUGGCUCUCCUAUCAACUUAUGUGGUCUCUUCAUUGCUCCAUGGUCUGAAUUUCCAAUUAGCUGCUGUCCUGCUGAGCAUUGGAACCUUUUCAUAUGUAGAAUAUAACUUUAGACACAAGGUUGCAUCAGCAUUGGAAGUCUGCUGCUUAGCUAACCCAUGUACAAAAGCAUGCCACCACAGACACAAAAAGAACAGUUUCCUAGCUGUGAUUAUCAACACUGUGUUUUCCUUAACAACAAUAAUACACCUUGCAUACCUUGGAGUAAUGUUUGAGGCAUCCUUCUCUGUCCAGGAGUCUGGCUACUCUUAUAAUCAUACUCUCAGUAAAUGGGAAAACCUUAAUUACUUCAGUCAUGGUUUAGUAGCAUUCACAUACAUUAUCUAUUUAAUGAUGUAACAUUACAGUGAAUAGUCAACAGCAUUGCAAGUAACAAAUUGUAUCUUAGGUUUAUGUGCACAAACAUAAUCACACAUAAUGAUAGGUACUAGUAGAAAUAUCUCUAUAGGGCUUAGAUUAAUAUUUGGUAGCUAUUUAUAUAGUUGACUGGUUUGUUAAUAAAACAAAGUAAUGCUGUCAUUUUGUAUUAGAAUCAUAUUCAUAAAUACAUUGUGUGAUACUACCUAGAAGGGCCACCUCAACUAUGAGAAGUAUAGAUGGAUAGAAAACAUUUUUUACAUAAUUUUUUAUAAAUACUAAAUCAAUGAAGAAUGGUUGAAAUUAAAAUUUAGCUAUCCUACAAUAAAAACAAUAUCCUAAUUUCAGUGCAAACUUUUUUUUUACUUUCUAAUACUGGGUCAAAAUAAAGUUAACAAAAUAGUGAUAUAGACAUUUAAAUAUAUAAUUUUGUAGAAUAUAGGUUCUCUAUCUUCAGGUCAUUGAAAUCUAGAUAUUCUAGAUUGUGACUGGCAGAUGUGUUUUAAUCCAUUUAAUUUUCUACCUUAACAUUAACAGAAAAAAUAUUAUGCACAUAUUAAUAUUUAGGUAGGUACAUUGUUUAUUACAACAAUAUCAAAAUAUAUUUAUAAAAAUCUGUUAAUCAUAAAAAAUAAAAUAGUAUAAAAUAGUAAUGUUGUAAUGGAAAUGCUGGGUAGUAUCACACAUUUAUUUUUUCAUUGUAAGUACUAAGAGUAAGGUGAUAAUAUUUACAUGUCUGAAGUCAAUCUGAAAUGUUUACUGGAAAACUUUGUAAUGUACUUUAUGUAGGUAUCUUAACAAUAUCAAUUACAAAACUGAUAAGUUUAUUUCUAAGGAGCACAUAUAUCAUUGAAAUAUCAAUCUUUCGAAUCUCAUCCUCAUCCUAUUCUUAACUUUUAUAUGAUUGAUCUCUCAGUAUUACUAUGUAUUAAGACUACUAUUUUAGCUCUUAAGCAAAACAUUUCUAUACUUUUCCUUUAAUUACAAAAAGUGCAUGAAGAAAAUGUAAAAUCAUAAAAUAUAGCAGCACAAUAAAAACAGCUGAAGUU